Bactrocera latifrons is the source of this 2430-nucleotide messenger RNA. RefSeq lists its product as uncharacterized. The record is from RefSeq and is a predicted model, not a curated record. The transcript has 4 exons. Lineage: Eukaryota; Metazoa; Arthropoda; Insecta; Diptera; Tephritidae. The coding region runs from base 280 to 1713 and encodes 477 amino acids.
UUUAGUUUAGACAGGGUAGUUGUGUUAUUUGUGGGUAUUGCUCGUUUCAAUAACUUAGUAAAAUAAUAUUGAAGUGAUGGUUGAAUACUAUUGGUUUGGUGUCAUAUUUAAAUUCAUUUAUUCAUAUUAUUUGGAUUACUAAACGGCAUAAUUCCAAAUGUCUAGAUGAAAUAUGCUGUUGCGUUGCUGCUCAUGUAGUUUUGUGUCUAAACGAACUUAAAUGGGCCCAUGAAUGGAAGGAAAUAAAGAGACUUAUAUGUAUAUAUUUUCCAGGUAAAAAUGCAGACUGGAAUUUAUAAACAGAAAAAUACCGGCAGUCACUCGGACAUUAAUCCAACCUUCUCACCUGGCAAUGAAUUGGUGGCAUUUAAUAGUGAAAAAAUCAAUUACCUUUGUGAAGGUGUUGAUCUUAUAUUAAAAGAUCGACAUAAAUGGCACGGAGAUCGAGGCGAUUGGGAUGUGCAAAAUGGAAACCAGGUGAAAUGGUCACGUAACAAUAUCACUGCGACAAUGGAAAGAUUUGAACCUAUAGGUGAUCCUCUUCCACCUCCACCUUCAUCUACAUUUUUAGAUUAUGGACUUGCUGCCACCGUAGUGGCCGCGAUUAAAAAAGAAACUGAUGAUGUGCAAAUUGUAAAUCCUUUCAAUGGAACAUCUAAAGAUUUUGAGUCCCUGGGCGCAGUUGGAUCAGUAGAUCACGUUUAUUCGUACGCUUAUUAUGAGCCUCGGGUAAUGAAAUGUAAUUCAAAUAUUUCUCAAAAAGAUAUAAUAGAAAAAUGUAAGAAUGAACACAUCAGUUCCCGACAAAAUGAAUCAAAGGGGUUUCGUUUUAAAGCAAGUUGUGAGCAGAAAGCAUAUUUGUGCUUGGAAGAUCAUCAUAGUUAUACAACUCAUUAUGGAACAACGGAAAAUUUGUAUGAAGAAGUUAACGAAAAAAAUGUAAAACAUGUACUUUGUGAUAAUAAUAUAUCGAUAUCUGCAAAAAACGUUAAAGAAGAAAUUUUACAAGUACAACGUAACCACUUCCGAGUAAUAGAAGAGCUUAAUUUAUCACUGGAAACUUUUAUUAUGCCUCCUAACCUGACCCCUAACAACAUAGAGGAAACUGCAGAAAGUAUUGUGCACUGUGGAGGUGCUGAAAGCGAUUUGUCGUCGACUGUCGAAACCUCAAAUAAAUUAUUAAAUCCGAAACGUUGUAAAUCUGGUUUGAUAGGAGGACCUUUAUCUUCCUUAUCCAUAUCAGAUCAUCGCAGAAAAAUUUCAAGUACAAGCCUUGAAGAUAUUGUAGAGACUUUUCAAUCUAUGGACGUAAAAGAUAAUUCUCAAAAUUCUUCUAAUAAUGUAGAAUUCGAUGAAGAAGAUUUGGACAGUGGAUUUAGUGGUAGUGUUAUUAGUAGCGGGGCUAGCUACAAUGAAAGCUUGCGGUACAAUAAAAGUAGAGGUGCGCCGCAGACACGCAGCAAUGCCUUUUCUAAAAGCUCGUGUUGUUCAUCCCCACCUUCGAAUGAGUUUUCCAUAAAAAAUAAUGUGACAUCUCAACAAUCUACCUCUGUAACAAAUAAACGAUUUUGCGAAAAUUUUCUCCCAAGGAAAAAAGGGCAUGAAAUAACUCCAUUUAAUAGUUCCCAUCGUUAUUCGGAUAUGCAUCAUUUAUAUAUUCGUUCAACACCAGAAGCACUUUCAACUGGUUCUAAAUCUGGAAGUAGCUUUUAAACUGAAAAUUUGUGAAGUUGUUCGUCAGAAUAUUUCCCAGCACCUUUCAAUUAAGGAAGUCGUAUAACGAGUAUUGCAGGUUAACUGAAGGACGAGGGUUAGUUUGAGAGCAUCUUAUUAUUAUCUAGGAAAAUGUUAGACUUUGAGUAAACUAUUCGAUGGAGCUGUGCACAGAAUCAAGAGCCCGCCAUCACCGUAUCAUCAAGCAACAAGUAUUUUAUAUCUACCGAUAAACAUAUAUGUAUAUUUAACACUUUCGUCCAAAAUCAAAAAGUUUUUUUAUGCUUAUUUCUUUACAGACAAAUGAUAAUAUACAUACAUAAUUUUUAGAGUAAAAUAAAGUAAUAUUUUUGCUGUGUGUAAAAUUUGUUGGAUGCUGCUUUAAAAAUUUCAGUGAAACUAUAGGGGCUAUGGGGUAACCAUGUUACUAUGAUUGUUCCAUUCCCGCGACAGGCGGGUUGUUAUUGUAUUUAUCAUAACGGUGUUCAGGUUUUCUGUGAACCUUCUAGGGUCGAAUAACACUCCUAUGAAUUAAUUUUAGUCUUUUCGUAACUAAUAAUAAAUAGUUUUCUGUGACUUGAGCGCACAAAGGAAAAUUAUUACUUUUUAACGCACUAUGUAUUUGUAUAUCACAUUUGUAAUAUAUAUUUAAAUACUUUUACUGUUUAUAAUUUUAUGAAGAAUUAAAUACUCCGCAAUACGCACUUACAAUACCAA